CGUUCCUCCCCUCCGAGGCCCCGUUUGACCUAUGACCCCACGACGUAGUGCGUCUCCCCCGGCCGGAACACGUGGUAGGUUCGGCCGGCUGAAGGCGUGGAAGAAUGGCGGAGCCGCGCGUGGUGCCCAGCGACCUGUUCCCGCUCGUGUUCGCCUUUCUGCGCGACAACCACUUCGAGAGGGCGGCGCGGGCCUUCGGCAGGGCGGCCGGAGUGACAGACCAGGAUCCUAAUGCUGCUUCUCUCUUGGAUGUCUUCAACUACUGGCUGAAAUCCCCUGAUGCUAAGAAACGGAAGGCUGUUCCCAAUGGACCCCCUGCAAAGAAGUCCAAGAAAGAAUCUUCCUCAAGCAGUGAUGAGAGCUCCAGUGAAGAAGAUGAGAAAACCACAGCCAAGAAGCCAGCAGCUAAGUCAGCGCCUGUGCCGAAGGUGAUAGCAAAGGCAGUGCCUCCUGCCAAAAAAGCAGAGAGCAGCAGUGAGGACUCCAGCGAUGAUUCGGACUCUGAGGAGGAAGAAAAGAAGCCAGCACAGAAGGUAACCAAAGCCCAGGCCAAGCUAGCUGCCACCAAAACCCAGCCCCAGAAGAAGACUAAGAGCUCCUCCAGCUCAGACUCCAGCAGUUCAGAGGAUGAAAGACCGAAGAAACAGCCACUGAAGCAAGUGGCGGCUAAAACAGCAGCAAAAUCAGCAGGAAGUAAAGCUGCCUGCAAAGCGGCCAAUGGCAAGGCAGAAAGCAGCAGCAGCAGCAGUAGCAGUAGUGAGGAUUCUGACAAGGAAAAAGUGGCAUCAGCAAAGGCUGUUCCCAAGAAAACACCACUGCCCAAACCUUCAGCCGCCCAGGUGCCCCCAGGUAAAGCCAGAGCCCCUGCCAAAGAGAGCUCCAGCAGUGAGGACUCUUCUGACAGCUCAGAGGAUGAAAAGCCAGCCUCAAAAUCAAAGCCGAAACCUGGUCCAUACAGUGCAGUGCCACCCCCAAAGGUCACGGAGCCAAGAAAGGGCAAAGCAAAGCCCUCUCUUGCAAAGGCUCCUGGGAAAAAAGCCGAGAGCAGUGACUCCUCAGACAGCAGCUCGGACAGCAGUGAUGAAAUGGAGCAGGCGCCCAAGAAGGGAACGACAGCCAAAGCAAGUCUAGCUAAAAAAAAAUCUGCCUCAGCACCCACUGUUGUGACCAAGAAGGGUGGAUCCAGUUCGGACAGUGACUCUGAUUCCAGCUCUGAGGAAGAGAAGGUAGCGACCAAGCUCACUGCCAAAUCACUUGCAGCGAAGGGUCCUGCCAAACAGGCGAAGAGUCCUGCCAAGCCAGGACAAGCAAAGAAAGGCUCCAGCUCCUCCUCGGACAGCUCAGAUUCUGACAGUUCUGAGGAUGAGACCCCUGCAAAGCCUGCAGCCAAACCAGCUCCACCUGCAGCCAAGAAGCCUGCUGCUGUGGCAAAGAAAGCCCAGAGCAGCUCUGACUCAGAUAGCAGCUCCAGCAGCUCUGAGGAAGAGAAGAAAGCCCCUCCAGCUAAGACAGCUAAGCCAGGGUCCAAACCCUGCACCCUGGGCCCCAAAGCCAGCAGCUCAGAUUCUGACAGCUCAAGCAGUGAGGAGGAGAAGAGCAAACCAGCAGUGAAACCAGCCAGCAAAUCACCAGGGGGCACUAAAGCUGCUGCAGGGAAGAAAGCAGCUGCCGCUAGCAGUAGCAGCAGCUCAUCUGACAGUUCCAGUGAUGAUGAUGGGAAGCCCACAACAGCAGGGACUCCAGUUGCCGGGUUGAAGCCAGGGAAAGGGGCGCAGAACAGCUCCAGCUUGGUGAAAGAGAAACCAAAGGCUUCAUCCACACCUGCAGCCAAAUCCCCAGCUACAAAGAAGCCAGAGCCUAAGCCAGCUGGUGGCAGUGAGAGUAGCUCUGAGAGCUCCAGUGAGGAGCAGGGAAAAGCAAAUGGAGCAGGCUCGAUUAAAAAGAAGCGGAAGAGCAAAGAUGACCAGGAAUUGGAGACACCAGACAGUAAGAAGAUUAAGACCAAGCCACACUCAUUUCCCAAAGUGAAGCAGCCAGCUGUUCCAUUCCGAAGAGUGAGAGAGGAAGAGAUUGAAGUGGAUUCCCGUGUAGCUAACAAUUCAUUCGAUGCAAAGAAAGGAGCUGCAGGCGACUGGGGAGAAAAGGCCCACAAUGUACUGAAAUUCACCAAAGGCAAAUCCUUCCGCCAUGAGAAGACAAAGAAGAAAAGAGGCAAUUACUGCGGAGGUGCUAUUUCUACCCAGGUCAAUUCCAUCAAGUUUGAAAGUGACUGAGCUUCAGUUGGCUUGGGAGUCCAUACCCCAUCCAUCCCCCAAAGCCAGCUGGAUGUGCAUGUGAACAGAAUGGACAUGGUAGACCCCAAUCCUGCCUGGAACUUAAUCCUCCCUGCUGUCUUGUGGGGAGAAGGUAGCCCUUGCCAUAGGAUGUGGAAGAGCGGCUGGAUGCUCCCACAUUAUUUCUGACUAAUUCUGGCAUAGCACCUGGUAAGAGCCUUCUUAGAGCUGGUGACACCAGAUCCUACCCGGGUGUCCUAAUUUUGUACAGUUUUAUUUUAAAAGGCUGGUGGUGCCAUGGAGUUCAGGUUCCCACCCACCUUGUAAAGCAAAGAAAAUUUAUAUUUUCCAUGAA
Messenger RNA from Gopherus flavomarginatus (Mexican gopher tortoise), 2628 nucleotides. It is a transcript of the gene NOLC1, whose product is annotated as nucleolar and coiled-body phosphoprotein 1. Gene Ontology annotation, cellular component: nucleolus; nucleoplasm. Gene Ontology annotation, molecular function: protein binding. The record is from RefSeq and is a predicted model, not a curated record. NCBI's taxonomy places the organism in Eukaryota, Metazoa, Chordata, Testudines, Testudinidae. The coding region runs from base 105 to 2273 and encodes 722 amino acids. The transcript has 14 exons.